Hypomesus transpacificus is the source of this 6759-nucleotide messenger RNA. Its product is annotated as interferon-induced very large GTPase 1-like. Bases 250 to 5334 code for a protein of 1694 amino acids. The transcript has 5 exons. The record is from RefSeq and is a predicted model, not a curated record. Gene Ontology annotation, molecular function: GTP binding; protein binding. NCBI's taxonomy places the organism in Eukaryota, Metazoa, Chordata, Actinopteri, Osmeriformes, Osmeridae.
AAGAACGACUACAUUAGUCCACAACACAACCUUCAUUAGGUCUAGAUCUACUUACACAAUAUCAUAGUGAUAUGCCAUUAUUACAGAUAGGCAAUUAUUAUACACCUUUUAUUUUUUGUCACUGGUUUUAAUUUCUUCUUUGCCUAUUUAUGUGCGUCGUCACAAAAGUGAAAGUUAACUUCGACGGGUGUGCUGUUGUCUAGAGGAUUAAAGGCUGAAAACGAAGGGGGGGAGAACAGGAGGAGCAGCAUGGAGGAAGCUACGGGUCCUCCUCAGGAGGAAGUGAUCUCUCAGUUAAACAGAUCAGGAGAAGUGCUUUGUGACAUUUGUUCAGAAAUGGACAAGAAGAUGACAGCUGUGGAAACCUGCCUCACCUGCAGCAGCUCCUACUGUGAGAAGCACGUCAGGAGACACCACACUGACGCAAAGCUUCUGACACACACUCUGGUGAAGGCCUCUUCGCCGUCUCCUCCUGCCAAUCCCGUUGUGAGAUGCACUGGUGCAACAUCUGUCAAACUUUCCUGGGACUGGCCGACUGGCCAACAAAACAGCAAGCACAGUUUCAAGGUGACAUGGAACAGUUGGUCUAGUGUUACAAGAGACAACAGAGCAGAUAUCACUGGUCUCAGUCCUGAGACUGAGUACAGCUUCAGCAUCUGCACCACUGAUGAGACAGGGCUGGACAGUGACCCUGUCACUGCAAACAUACGCACAAAAUGCAUCUUGAACUCAUAUCUGAAGACACUGGGACUGGAACAGUCUCAUGGAAAGGAAUUAACACUAAAUAAAAUGCUUGCUAUCAAUGCCCAAAUGAUUUAUACAAAAUGUGUUUCAACUCCUAAAUCACAAUUGGGUUUUUUUCUUAGAGAAUUGAUGAAAGCUAAUGUGUCAGCACGAGAUAAGUUAAGUAAUCUGUCUGAUGAGAAAGAUCUGGUGAAUCCACUAGACCUCAUAACUGCUCUGUUCUGGUGCUCAGAUCAUUUCCUGCAGCAGGAGAUUGCCCUUAAAAUGUCAUUGUGUCAGUUUGCUGUUCCUCUGCUUCUGCCCAACUGUGAGACAAAACCGAUCACCUUGAUGUUGUGGGCCAUGAGGGACAUAGUGAAGAGGUACAAAACUCAUUCAAUGGACCAAAACGAGUUUGUUGAGGACAGCAUUGUGCUUGCUAACCUUCCCAUGGUGUCUUUUGUCAGACUUGGGUACAGCAGCUUGUCAAAAUCUGAGCUACUAAAUAAUGUGUUAAGCAAAUCUCAGCAGAACAAUUGUUCCUUUGUUCACCGAAACAUGGCAGGAGGCAACAGUCCAAGACAGAUCUCAGACGGGUUAGUAGAAAUAACCUGGUACUUUCCCUGUGGAAACCCAAACACUGAUGUGUUCUCAGAACCUGUGGCUGUGGCUAAUCUUCGUGGAGAUAUCCAGGACUUUCCAACCCAGUUUGAGUUCCUCUGUAAAACAUCAGCUGCAGUGUUUGUGUUCUGUGAUGGUUUCAGCUUAGACAGUCAUGUGUUGAACUCCAAGCACCUGACAGAUCGACAGUUCUUUGUUGUCAGUAACACUGAAGCAAAGAGCUAUGAUGCAGCUGCAUUUGAACUUCUGCAGCUAAAACCAUCUGCACACAUUAAGAAAGACGGUAAAAUGAACAAUGUCCAGCUUGUUCAGAAGCUCCACUCUGUUGUCACAGAAGUUGUGAUGGCAAACCCAGUCAAGUUCUCUGUGGAAAAGAUGGCAAAAGAGACAAAGAAGUUGAAUAUAUAUGUGGACGAAGAUUUUGAACUCUGUCAGGCUGGAAAGGAGAACGCAUGUUCAAUCACUGACCACAUUUCUGACAUAUCAGGCUUCAAGAUUAAAAAUCUUCCACUGCAUGGACAGAUAUUACAAGACUUAGUCAAGAUUGAGAGAGAGCAAAGUAAGUUGAAAAAUGCAGGUACAACUGAUUUUGAACGCUACAAAGAUGAACUCAUGCUGAAAAAAGAAGAACUAAGGAAAAAGCAAGUCAGCCACGCUACGACAGACAUCAUGCCCAAAUUCAUUCAUGCUUUGAAGGAAUCAAGAGUGUGCACCUUUUUCCUCAAGUGGAUGAAGAUCAACCUGGAUAAUCUUUCAAGAGCAUGCCUAUCCAAUCUGAAAGAGAAGUACAAAAGUCUUUGUGGAAGCUCUCCUGUUGACCAGAAAGCACUUUCUGCCUUGGAAAACACAAUUUAUUUAAGCUCCCUGGGGACAGAACACUUCCUGAGAGAGUUGGGACAGCUGUACGAGUCAGCUCAGUCACUGCCAGAGGAUCAUCCCACUCUCCAACAAUAUAAACAUCUGCCAAGAAUCUGUGCACAGGUGAUGUUGGAUGGCUUUCCAUUGGAGCUGAUAGAUGGAGAUGCAUCGUACAUCCCAAUGAAGUGGAUAUCAGAUGUGUUGAGAGAACUUCACAGCUUGACCUUCAGUAACAGCAAGGUCAAAGUGAUCACAGUGUUGGGGGUUCAGAGUUCAGGGAAGUCCACUCUCCUGAACACCAUGUUUGGGAUCCAGUUUGCCGUCAGUGGUGGAAGAUGCACUCGAGGAGCCUUCAUGCAGCUGAUCAGAGUGGAGGAGGAUCUGAAGGAGCAGCUGGGCUGUGACUUCAUCAUGGUCAUCGACACAGAGGGGCUGAAAGCUCCACAGCUGGCACAACUGGUCAACAGUUAUGAACAUGACAACGAACUGGCCACUCUGGUUGUAGGCCUCAGUGACAUCACAAUCAUCAACAUUGCUAUGGAGAACGCUACAGAGAUGAAAGACACCAUGCAGAUUGUGGUCCAUGCUUUUCUCAGGAUGAAGGAAGUGGGGAAGAAGCACAUGUGUCAGUUCGUACAUCAAAACGUCCCAGAUUGUUCUGCACAUGCUAAAAAUGCCAAUGACAGAAAGCUCCUCCUGCAGCAACUGAAUGAGAUGACCGAGGUGGCUGCCAAAAUGGAAAGGAAAGAGCACAAUAAGGGGUUCACUGACAUCAUGGAUUAUGAUCCUGAGAAGCACAGCUGCUACCUCCCAGGUCUGUGGUUUGGUAAUCCACCCAUGGCUCCUGUCAACGCAGGCUACAGUGACGCUGUGAGUGAGCUGAAGGAAAGCAUUAUUCAGAGGUUGAUUGAUCUGAAAACCCCUGUUGUCUCAAUCCUACAGUUCUGUGAAUGGACAGAAAAUGUGUGGAAUGCAGUGAAGCAUGAGAACUUUAUCUUCAGCUUCCGUAACAGUCUUGAGGCUGAUGCCUACAACAACAUCUCAGUGGAGUUCAACAGGUUCGAUUGGACCUUCCGAAAUAACAUCCAAGUUUGGGUGCGUGAAGCGGAGACGGAGAUAUCAAACUGUGCUCCUUCUGGCCUGGACACUUUGAACAAGAGGCUUAAAAAUGACGGUACAGUGAAAUUACAGGCAGAGUUGAGUCAAAUGCAGAAGAUGCUGGAUGAUUAUUACAAGAAAGCUGGUAAAGAUGUUCACUUCAUUGAAAGACACAAACAGAGCUUUGUUAACAGCACCAAAGCACUUCAUGAUGACAUUGAAAACUCAGUGAUUCACAAACUUCAACUGGCUGUUAACAGCAAGCGAAGCAUGGCUAAAAUAGAAGAUCUCAAAAAAAGCCAUUCUUCCUUCAUCGAGCAGCAGGUGCUGAAACUGCUUAAGGAGUGCAAGAGCAAAGGAAUUCAAAUGAAUUCUGAAGAACUGGACUCAGCAUUUAAAGAAACAUGGAAAAAAACUGUUGAUUCACUGGACAUCUGUAAACUUGAAACACAAGACAUUGAGUCAGACAUACGAAUAACUUUGACCAAAAACAUAAAGAAUAAAGCAGGUGCAUUUCAAAUCCUUAAAGUUAUCAAACGCUUAGAUGACCAAUCCUCUGAAAUUGAAGUUGCACCUGGAAAAUCGGCAUGGAACUGGUUAACAAAACAUUUUAAAAAGCAAGACAAAAAUCAGUAUGAGCAAUUGGCAUCCAGCAUAAUUGGAGAAUGUAAAAAAUCAAUUGCAAAUCGAGUGGAAUCAGGCUCAGAUUACAACAAUAUGGAUGCAUUAGAUGUUCUCAAAGUGUGUGACACGAUUCUUGAUAAGAACGAGAACAUAGAUGUAGAGUUUGAAGCUAAACUAAAGAUCAACAUUUGUGCACAUGCAUCACGGGAAUAUCAGAAAAUGCACAAAGCUUUCAUUGAAGACAAAGAUCCUCAGAGGUCGCUGGACGAAUUGAAACCCAAGUUCCUCGAUGCCUUCAAGGAUCUGUUCUUUGAGAGAGAUCAAUGUGAGAAAAAGGCAGAGGAAUUUACCAAAGUCUGCUUAGAGCCUGCAGUGGUAGAUUAUGUCAAUGCCUCUUUGGGUCCAGACAUUGUGAAAACAAUGGUGCAUAGAGAAAUACAAGGAAAUGAAGACCUUGAUUUAAGGACCCGUACCUUUUUUGAGUUUUCCUUACUAAAACUGCUACUCUUAAAGGAUGAUUUUGAAUAUUUUGUGAGUUAUACAGGUGAUUUUACGUAUCAGCAGUUUGUUAAAACCUCAAUUGUUGAAAACAUUUUGAUUUUUUUCUCUAAAAAUAAAUCGUUCAUCAAUUGCUUAUUAAAAGAAGAACUGAAAUGUAUCACUGACAAAAUAGAGCAGGUGAUCAAGACGGUUGGUUCUGAACCUCCAUUUAAAGAUGGAGAAACAAUUUCAACCAUAUCUGCUUGCUCUUUCAUCGACUGCAUCUGCAGCAAACUGAACAAGGAUCUGAGCUUUCCCCAAGAUAGGCUCGACGUAGUCGUACUUUUGAACAACGCCAAGGGGCCGCUAUUUCUAGAUCACCUUAAAACUUGUGUCGAAAACUUGAAGAAAUCCCUUGAAAAAGAGUUUAACAAAGACAUGGAUGUGAAGGCCAAGCUGAAGCAGCUUCCCAUUAAGCCCCAGGAUGUGAUCUUUGACGACAUCAUUGGUUGUGGAAAAUUGUGUCCGUUCUGCAAAGCACCUUGUGAAGCAGCACAGCCCGGUCACAAGGAGCAUUUUGUUACCAUCCACAGACCAGAGGGGAUAGGAAAAUAUAUGUGGGAUAAAUCAAAACAACUUGUGACUGACAUAUGUACCUCCUUAGUGACCAGUAAGGUGAUGUUUAGGUGCAAAGAUACAAAAGAUGAGUGGCAUCCAUACAAAAACUAUCGGUCAAUAUACCCAGACUGGCGUAUUCAACCAGACUCCAGCGUUGAAGAUUCUGACUACUGGAAAUACGUAUUUGCAAAGUACAACCAACAGUUUGCAGAUAAGUAUGAAGCCAAACCUGCUGACAUACCUCCUGGCUGGAAGAGAAUCACCCUGGAGCAGGCCAUGGAGAGCUUGAAGAAGACUUACAGACAAAAAUAGCCAAGUGUCAAAGUCACCUCAGUGAUGUGGGACAAAAGUAGGAACAAGAUAAAGAGUCACUCAAUCCAUCCGUGGAUGAGAGAGAAUUAGAUGCUGAUGACACAUCUGAAUCAGAAUGUAGUUGUGAUUUUUUUUUAAAAUGUUUUACAUGAUUUCCUGCCAAGUACCACAUAUGGAGAAUUACCUGAAAAGGUCAUAUACUUUACAUAUGGACAAUCCUUCGUGCAAUUUUUUUUUGUUCCUAGUUUCGGUUUCCUGACAGUAUACAAUAGUAAGUUUUCAAUUAUAGAAUGCCAAGAAAAUGGCAUUUCAUACAGUUCCUGGAACUGAAAAUGGAUGUUUAACACAGAACAAUACAUUAAAUGCAGGCUUUUUGUUUAGUAAUGUAUAGGCUUGGCUUUGACACAGAGCCAGAUGGUGUGGAACCAGAGUGAUGACUCAUCAGAACGAUACUUAAGUCAUGAGCAUCAGAGUCACCUAAGUCAUCUGCUGUUUAAGGAGUGAAACAGAUUAAGGUUUGAUGACACAGUCCUCAUCACAUGACAAGAAUGCACACAUUUAUGGAACAUACAGCAUUAACUCAGGACACAUUACUAAAAGAGUUGAACCCUCAGUCUAUUUUCUGUGAACGUUUGUUCACUUAUUGUUUUCCUAGGCAUUCCCUAGGACAAUAGGCAGUAGAUGUUGUAAAAUGUAUUUUACCAUGUGACACGUCACACAUUAUUCUGCUUUCUCUACUGUUUCACAUUGUUAAUAUGGACAUUGAUGAUGGUGACUUCACCACAUCACGUACUGUUUUCAUUUGCUUUGGAAUUAUUCUGAUCUACAUAUUGAUGUGGAAAUAUAAUUUUCUUCUGUUGUUAUUACAGUUGUAGCUCAUAUUGACUAAACAUUUUGUUUUGAUAACUUUCCAAUGAGUUUUGGUACACCAUUUGUAGCUGUAUGUAUGAGGUGUAGGCACUGGCUAUUAGCUGGACUCAGGAAACUCUAUUUUACUGUACAUUAGAUGACUUCAGUUUAUUCCUUCUUGUUUGAUGUGCAAGAGCCUGUUCAAAUACUAUAUACACUUACAAUUUGUAUUUCCAUAAUGUCCAUGUUAAGUUUCUUUCUGUGUUCAUCUUCUAUACUCAUUACAGUUUAUUGUUGCUUUUAAUUAAAUUACCAUAUUUGUAGAAGAUCUGUGUCCUAUUGGAAUAAAUGUUUAGUUUAAUAGUUAAUUUCUCUUUUCUUUCUCAAUGUUUUUUUCUUGUUGAUACAUAGGAUACAUAUAAGUGGUGAACGUUUUUUUGUAUAUAGUCCUACAGUAGGCCUAUAUUUAAAAAAUUCAUUGUAACAAUAACUACUCUAUAUCUUUCUUUGCAAAUAUAACCAGUUUAAACAAAGCAUGUGUGAAGUUAAUUUUCCCGCAAUAAAACUGUCAACACA